GACAUUCUCUGAUGGAAGACAGAGAAAUCUACAUUUCCCAAGGCACGUUUUAAUGAAAGCAUGUAAAUGCUUUCGGUGUGGAAGAUACUUUAAAUACAGAUCAGAGCUCCUUGUACACCAAAGAACCCACUCAGGGGAAAAACCUUUUGAAUGCUCAGAUUGUGGCAAAAAAUUCAGUUUCAGUUCCAAUCUUCAACAACAUUUAAGAACCCAUACAGGUGAAAAGCCUUUUGAAUGCUCAGAGUGUGGAAAGAAAUUCAGUCAGAGUAACAAUCUUCUACAGCAUCAAACAACCCACACAGGGGAGAAACCUUUUGAAUGCUCAGAGUGUGGAAAGAAAUUCAGUCACAGAUGUAGUUUUCAACAGCAUCUAAGAAUCCACAGAGGUGAGAAACCUUUUGAAUGUUCCGAGUGUGAAAAGAAAUUCAGGUUGAGUGGCCAUCUUCAGCUGCAUCAAAGAACCCACACAGGAGACAAACCUUUUGAAUGCUCAGAGUGUGGAAAGAGAUUCAGGUUGAGUGGCCAUCUUCAACUGCAUCAAAGAACCCACACAGGGGAGAAACCUUUUCAAUGCUCAGAGUGUGGAAAGAGAUACAGUCAGAGUGGCAAGCUUCAACAGCAUCUAAAAACCCACACAAGAGAAAAGCCUAUUGAAUGCUCAGAGUGUGGGAAGAAAUACAGUCACAGAUAUAGUCUUCAACAGCAUCUUAGAAUCCACAGAGAUGAGAAACCAUUUGAAUGUUCAGAGUGUAGAAAGAGAUUCAGUCAUAGUGGUCAUCUUCAACGGCAUCAAAGAACCCACACAGGGGAAAAACCUUUUGAAUGCUCAGAGUGUGGAAAGAGAUUCAGUCAGAGUGGCCACCUGCAGCUGCAUCUAAGAACCCACACAGGGGAGAAACCUUUUGAAUGCUUAGAGUGUGGAAAGAAAUACAGUCAGAGUUAUGACCUUCAACAGCACCUAAGAAUCCACAGAGGUGACAAACCUUUUGAAUGUUUGGAGUGUGGAAAGAGAUUUAGUCAGAGUGGCCAUCUUCAACGGCACCAAAGAACCCACACAGGGGAGAAACCUUUUGAAUGUUUGGAGUGUGGAAAGAGAUUCAGUCAGAGUGGCCAUCUUCAACAGCAUCAAAGGACCCACACAGGGGAGAAACCUUUUGAAUGCUCAGAGUGUGGAAAGAGAUUCAAUGACACAGGUAAUCUUCAACAGCAUCAAAGAACCCACACAGGGGAGAAACCUUUUGAAUGCUCAGAGUGUGGAAAGAGAUUCAGUCGAAUUUGCCAUCUUCAACGGCAUCAAAGAACCCACACAGGGGAAAAACCUUUUGAUUGCUCAGAGUGUGGGAAGAGAUUCAGUCAGAGUUACGACCUUCAAAAGCAUCUAAGAACCCACAGUGGUGAGAAACCUUUUGAAUGCUCACAGUGUGGAAAGAGAUUCAGUCAAAACAGUUCCUGCAAGCUUCAUCUAAGAACCCAUACAGGUGAGAAACCUUUUGAAUGCUCAGAGUGUAGAAAGAGAUUUAGGUUGAGUGGGCAUCUUCAGCGGCAUCAAAGAACCCACACAGGGGAGAAACCUUAUGAAUGCUCAGAAUGUGGCAAGAGAUUCAGUGAUACAUGUAGCCUUCAAAAGCACCUACGAGUCCACAGAGGGGAGAAACCUUUUAGAUGCUCAGAGUGCGGAAAGAAAUUCAGUCAGAGUAGCAAUCUUCUACAGCAUCAAAGAACUCAUACAGGGGAGAAACCUUUUGGAUGCUCAGAGUGUGGAAAGAGAUUCAGUGACACAUGUAGCCUUCAAAAGCACUUAAGAACCCACACAGGGGAGAAACCUUUUGAAUGCUCAGCAUGUGGAAAGAGAUUCAGUGACACAUGUAGCCUUCAAAAGCACCUACGAGUCCACACAGGGGAGAAACCUUUUGAAUGCCCAGAGUGUGGAAAGAAAUUCAGUUUCAGUUCCAAUCUUCAACAGCAUCAAAGAACUCAUACAGGGGAAAAACCUUUUGAAUGCCCAGAGUGUGGAAAGAGAUUCAGUGACACAUGUAGCCUUCAAAAGCACCUACGAGUCCACACAGGGGAGAAACCUUUUGAAUGCCCAGAGUGUGGAAAGAGAUUCAGUGACACAUGUAGCCUUCAAAAGCACCUAAGAACCCACACAGGAGAGAAACCUUUUGAAUGCCCAGAGUGCAGAAAGAAAUUCAGUCGGCAUGACAAUCUUCUACAGCAUCAAAGAACCCACACAGAGGAGAAGCCUUUUGAAUGCUCAGAAUGUGGAAAGAGAUUCAGUCAGAGCGGCAAUCUUCACAAGCAUUUAAGAACUCACACAGGGGAGAAACCUUUUGAAUGCUCAGAAUGUGGAAAGAGAUUCAGUCAGAGCGGCAAUCUUCACAAGCAUUUAAGUACUCACACAGGGGAGAAGCCUUUUGAAUGCUCAGAGUGUGGAAAGAGAUUCAGUCGGAAUGACAAUCUUCAACAGCAUCAAAGAAUCCAUACAGAGGAGAAAGCUUUGAACACUCAGAGUCUGGAAGGACCUUCCACUUGAACCUCACUCUUCAACAGCAUCUAAGAACCCACACCAAUGAAAAAUGUUUUGAACGUGCAGAGUGUGAAAAGAAAUACAUUCAGAGCUGUGAUCUUCGAAAGCUCAGAGUGUGGGAAGAGAUUCAGUCAGCAUGGCAGUCUUCUACAGUGUCAAAGAACUCACACCAGGAGGAACCAUGUAACUGAUUAGCUUGUGGAAAGAGCUUUUGCAUCUGC
Molecule: messenger RNA, 2748 nt
Organism: Gekko japonicus
Lineage: Eukaryota; Metazoa; Chordata; Lepidosauria; Squamata; Gekkonidae
Product: oocyte zinc finger protein XlCOF6-like
Exons: 3
Coding region: 53-2533 (826 amino acids)
Biological process (GO): regulation of immune system process; negative regulation of transcription by RNA polymerase II; regulation of cytokine production
Source: RefSeq, a predicted model, not a curated record